AUGCGGAUCAUGUGGCUCGGAGCACAGAGCGCGAGCGAGAAAGAGACUGGUCCAGUGUGGGAAAAAAUCCGAAGGGAAGCAAAGCGGGCAACGCUGUCAAAAUCAUUCCAACCCGACCGCGCCGUGCUGUUGAGCCUCAUUGCCGUUCUCAGCGUCCGCAAGCCUGAUUUUCUCCUUUCUUGGUGGAUGUGUUCUGGUAGCCUCGUCGUGUUCCAUCAUUCUCCGCCUUACGGCCUUCUUCACAUUGAUCACUUCUCCACCAUCACCAUCAACGAAAAGCAGUCACGUCUGCACACUCAUCGUCUCGUCCUCUCCACUACCAACUCUUUCCUGUUUUUCUGCUCCCAGUUUCUUCCCAACGCGCACCCAACACCUUGCUAG
Molecule: messenger RNA, 381 nt
Organism: Pseudozyma hubeiensis SY62
Lineage: Eukaryota; Fungi; Basidiomycota; Ustilaginomycetes; Ustilaginales; Ustilaginaceae
Exons: 1
Coding region: 1-381 (126 amino acids)
Source: RefSeq, a predicted model, not a curated record